AUGUCGCCAGGGAACAAGAAGUCAAACCCGGAUCCAAAUGCAUUUCCUACGAGACAGCUUCUAGUUCUUGCAAUAUGCCGUUUCUCAGAACCCAUCGCCUUCAACUCGAUCCUGGCGUACACAUUCGUCAUGGUGAAAGAUCUAGGCAUAUCUGACAAGGAUGCCUCUUUCUACGCUGGACUUCUAGUAUCUGCUUAUGCUGUCGCCGAGGCGUUGACGUCGAUGGGCUGGGGACUCUUGUCGGACCACAUUGGCCGCAAGCCCGUCGUGCUGCUUGGCCUUGUAGGCGUCGGCAUUUCGAGUCUCAUUUUCGGCCUAGCUAAGCAGUAUUGGGUUGCGCUAUUGGCACGAUUCAUUGGCGGGGCGCUGAAUGGCAACGUCUCGGUUAUGCAGACCAUGGUAGCCGAGAUGGUUAAGCUCCCAGAGCAUGAACCCAAAGCAUACGCCGUGCAGCCGUUCGUAUGGACUUUGGGAGGCAUCAUCGGCUCUGCCAUGGGAGGAUUCCUGGCUCAGCCUGCGAUAUUCUACCCGUCACUUUUCCCUGCAGACGGGUUGUUCGGCCGUUACCCGUAUCUGCUACCCAACCUCGUUUCUGUUGCGGUCGUUGCUAUUGCCGUAAUCCAAGGCCUCUUUUUCCUGGAAGAGACCAAUGCCAAGCCUGGCAAGGAGAUCAACAGCAGUGACCAACAUGACCAGAACGAGCAAUCUACCGCGGUGGCUGAUGACGAUGUCGAGCCAAAUGAGGAAACCACCCUUCUUCGUCGGCCUUUAAGGCGUACUAGCAUUCCUCGCAGAGCCGUCUCAACUUCAGUCAGUCGCUCUCGGCCACAAUUCGCAGAGUCAAGUCUCCCACUCCCCGUCGAGCACGACUUUAUCGACUUGCGCCGCUCCUCCUUUGGUACUGUCCACUCCAUUAGGCUAUCGGAUGAGCUGCGUCCUCCCUCGACGGAGCCACCAGCCUACGAGGGGAAAACGUUCAACUUUACCGUCAUGAUGCUCAUACUGGCCCUGUUGAUAGCCUCAUAUCACCAGAUGGCUGCUGGUAGUUUGCUCGCCACGUAUCUCCUCGAUAAGCCGGAAGUACCCUCAGGCAGGUUUGACUGGCGUGGUGGACUCGGCUACACGGUACACGAUGUUGGAACAUACCUUGCUGUUAACGGUGCUUUGGGCUUGCUUAUUCAGGCUGUCAUUUUCCCUCUGUUUGUCGAACGGGUUGGCGUCUGGCAUUCAUUCCUAUGGAUGAUCGUGCUAUACCCCCUGACAUACAGUUUGAUGCCCUUCCUGUCAGCCCUCCAUGAGCCGCUGGUCUCGGGAGGUAUUUAUCUCUCACUGUUCAUGCAGAGUUUCUGUGGUAUGAUAGCGAUGCCUGUCACUCUCAUUCUGCUCAAGGAUGCUACACCCUCUCCUCAAGUGUUGGGCAGAGUCAAUGGCCUCGCAAUGUCUGGUGCAUGCUUGGCGCGAACGAUAGCGCCGCCCCUUGCUGGAGUUAUCUACAGUGUCGCGGGCUCGGUCAUUGCCUGGGUCAGCUGUGUGGGCGUGGCCUUGUUGGGCGUGCUGCAGCUCCUAUGGGUUCCUAGAAGCCGUAUCCGCAGGGACGAACUUAUUGUGGACAAUGGCCUCACGAAACAUCUUACCAACGACUCUCGCUCUGGUGCGGCUGGUAGUGAGAGAGUUGAUAGGCCUUGA
Fusarium keratoplasticum is the source of this 1686-nucleotide messenger RNA. RefSeq names its product MFS domain-containing protein. The transcript is spliced from 3 exons. Lineage: Eukaryota; Fungi; Ascomycota; Sordariomycetes; Hypocreales; Nectriaceae. Gene Ontology annotation, molecular function: transmembrane transporter activity. Gene Ontology annotation, biological process: transmembrane transport. The record is from RefSeq and is a predicted model, not a curated record. The coding region runs from base 1 to 1686 and encodes 561 amino acids.